Messenger RNA from Colletotrichum spaethianum, 630 nucleotides. RefSeq lists its product as uncharacterized. The transcript has a single exon. NCBI's taxonomy places the organism in Eukaryota, Fungi, Ascomycota, Sordariomycetes, Glomerellales, Glomerellaceae. The record is from RefSeq and is a predicted model, not a curated record. Bases 1 to 630 code for a protein of 209 amino acids.
AUGCAUCAAAAGAACAACGCGGCGGCGGCCGCAUCCCGUGAUGAAAAUGGAGAGGGUGAAAAGGACGACAAAGCGGAGUCUGGCGAAGGCGAGAGGCUGCAGAACCCCUUCGCGGACGACGAGGAUGACGAAGAAAACUCGAGCGACGAGGAUGAUGAGGACCACCACGGCACAAAUGCAGCUGCAGCGGUGACAGGCGCAUGGGACCAACCGGGUCAAGGGUCAUGGUGGCGCGGCGGAAGACGGCCAGACGCCACCACCCGGUUUGACGGACAGGAAGACUCUGACGAAGAGGACGAAGACGAGGAAUUCGGCGACUUCGCCAUGCCCGAGGUGGAACCCGCGCCCGGAACGGACCCGAACGACAAGAGCAUCCUGAAGCCCCUUGCCGUGCACCCGCUCCAAGGAGGGUCCGGGGGCAAGGCCUUUAGCGGACUGUGGCCGUUCGCGGGCAAAAAGGACGGCAAGGACGACAAAUCAGAGGACGCUGACAAGGGACCGGCCGACGAGACGGCGGCGGGAGACGACGAGAAGCCAGUCCAGGCAGCGAUCGAGGCUGCGCGGCGGACUAGCAUUGAGGAUCCCGACGACGACGAGGAGGUGGUGGUGCAGAAGCCGUCGAGCCUAUGA